AUGUCUGAAGAAAAACCAACCAGGGUUCCAGAGACCGAAGAAGAAAGACAAGAAAGAUUAGAAAAACAACAAGAAAUUGAUAAUCGUUCAGUUUAUGUAGGUAAUGUUGAUUAUCAAAGUACUCCUGAACAAUUGGAAGAAUUUUUCCAUGUGGUUGGUGUGAUUGAACGUGUUACCAUUUUGUUUGAUAGAUUCAGUGGUUUACCAAAAGGAUAUGCCUAUAUUGAAUUUGAAACUGAAGAAAGUGCUGUCAAAGCAAUUGAAGAAUUGGACGGUAAAGAAUUCAAAGGUAGAGCAUUAAGAAUUAGUAAGAAGAGAACUAAUUUGCCAGGUUUUAGAAGAGGUAGAGGAAGAGGAAGAGGUGGCAGAGGUAGAGGCAGAGGUGGAAGAGGUGGAAGAGGUAGAGAUUUAUAG
Candida tropicalis MYA-3404 is the source of this 414-nucleotide messenger RNA. RefSeq lists its product as uncharacterized. The coding region runs from base 1 to 414 and encodes 137 amino acids. The record is from RefSeq and is a predicted model, not a curated record. The transcript has a single exon. Gene Ontology annotation, molecular function: RNA binding. Lineage: Eukaryota; Fungi; Ascomycota; Pichiomycetes; Serinales; Debaryomycetaceae.